GAAAACAUUUCCGGCAGAGGGUCUGCGCAUGCGCGCCGGUUCCGGUGCUGCUUUACUCCACUCAGCCCGGAGCCGAGACCAUGGCGGAGAUCAUCGAGCAGCAUAUAGAGGACCGACUCCCGGAGCUGCUGCAGCUGGAGCGGGUCGGGCUUUUCACGCGCAAGGAGAUUAAGGCUGUCAUUAAGAAGGCCUCAGCUCUAGAAUACAAAGUACAAAGAAGAGCUCUUUUUAAGGAAGACUUUAUCAAUUAUAUCCAAUAUGAAAUCAAUCUUCUGGAACUGAUCAAGAAGAGAAGAGCACGUACUGGAUACGUAUUUAAGAAGGAGGAGAUCGAGUUUUCGAUUGUGCACAGAAUACAGAACCUCUUCCGUCGAGCCACAGCCAAAUGGAAGGAAGAUAUUCAGCUCUGGCUUUCUCACGUAGCCUUUUGUAAGAAAUGGAAUAACAAGACCCAAAUUAGUAAAAUAUUCUCUUCCUUGUUGGCCAUUCAUCCAAACAAACCAGCCUUGUGGAUCAUGGCAGCCAAAUGGGAAAUGGAGGAUCGCCUCUCUUCGGAAAGCGCCAGGCAUCUCUUUCUGCGGGCGCUGCGUUUCCACCCAGAGUCUCCCAAACUUUAUCAAGAAUAUUUUAGGAUGGAGCUAAUGCAUGCUGAGAAGCAGAGGAAAGAGAAGCAGGAGUUUGAACAAGCAAAAAUGGAUUUGGAAGAACUCGAUUUUCCAGAAGAAAUCCUAAGUGGUGGCUUGGCACGGAUUGUUUAUAAAGAAGCUGUGAGUAAGAUCAAAGGUGCUGAAUUUCAUCUUUCGUUACUUUCAAUUGCAAAGUUAUUCACUUUUGCUGGAGAUCUUCAGAAAGAGAUUUAUGACCACCUACAGGUUCUGCAUGCUGGAGACCCCCUCACCUGGGAUUUUGUGGCUCGGCGAGAGCUGGAGCUGGAGUCUCAGCCACUUGGAGAACUCGCGUCCAAACAAGGGAAAGCCGCGGAAGUGGCCCGCAGGGAGGAGCGCUGCUGUGCUGUCUACGAGGAGGCCGUGAGCUCUCUGGCCACAGAGGCCAUGUGGAAGUGUUAUGUCACCUUCUGCUUGGAGCGAUUUAAUAGGAAAACGAAUAACAAGGAGCUAAGAGAGAAGAGGCAGGAGCGGGCCAUGGAUGUGUUCAAGAGGGCUCAUGAAGCCAGGCUGCUGUCUGAAGACCUGUACCAGCAGUGGCUUGACUUGUUGCUGGGCCUGGGCCUCACUGAGGUUGCUCUGGGAGCGGCCCUGGCCAUGACGGACUGCUGCCCGGACUCGGCCCCCAGGUGGCAGCUGCAGCUGCAGGUGCUGAUCAGGUUGGAGAGCAGUGAGGUCAAUGAGCGUUUUGAGGAAGCCAUUCAGCACCUGAGGGCCAAGGAUUGUUUGCCAUUGUGGAGUUUGUGGGUAGAGUGGAGCGAAGGGGCCCACAGUGAAGCAGACACCGAAGCCCUCUUCCAGAAAUCUCUCCUUGCUACUGUCCCUGCUGACUCUGUGAUCAUGAAAGAGAAAUACCUUGAUUGGGCUUAUCGGACCGGCGGCCACAAGAAGGCAAAAAAAGUCUUUAUCAGUUUACGAGAAAACCGCCCAUUUUCAGUUCAGUUCUUCAAGAGGAUGAUCCAGAUUGAAAAGGAGCAGGAAACCUGUAAGAUGUUGAACUUAAGAGAAUACUAUGAGAGAGCCUUGAGAGAGUUUGGUUCUGUGAAUUCAGACCUGUGGUUGGAUUACAUCAAGGAGGAGUUGAACCACCCUUGUGGCAAACCAGAGAACUGUGGGCAGAUCCAUUGGAGAGCCAUGAAGAUGCUGCAGGGUGAACUGGUGGAGGAGUUUGUGGCCAAAUACACUUUUCUCCAGAUUGGCCAGUUGUAGGAAGAGCCAGCAGCUGGACUUGUGGACUCUAAGAAACCCCUGUGGUGGAUUUACAUUCUAGGUAGAUCUAUCAUUUAUUUGUACAGAGAUGUCUGCCUUUGAUUCACAGUGAAUAUCGAACUCUGCUGUCUGAUUCUGCUGGAAUUCCCAUUUGGCAUCUUUGAUCUGGAGGAGAGAGUUAGUGAAGGCUGUUGUCCAUCUGGAACAGAAACAAACCUUUUCUACUCCACUGCCCUUUUUCAGAGCUGACAAAAUCGGAACGACAUUCUUCUUUCCUUCCAGAUUUAUAUUGGGGGUCAGGAGUUGAGGGAAUAAGUUUUGUUCUCUUGUCGCUUCAGUCCUGUCCCUUCUGGGUUUUGUUUAUGUUUUGAAAGGCCACAAGAACAUUUCUUUUCUGAAAAGCACCCAAAGUGUAUUUGAGCUCAUGAAGCUUAGUGGAGGGAGGAGGAGAAGGCACACUCUUGGGUGUUCUAUCUUUUUAAAAUACUUAGGAAAGCAUAAAAUAUUACAGACCUAGAAGAAGGCACAAUUUUAGGGCAGGGGAUCCUUGUGCUUUAGCAAACCAGUUCAACGAAUAUUAACCAUCUGUGUUACUUGGCCAUGAGCCAAUGAAAUACCAGUCUCUGAAGAAUCAAGAUUAGAAAUUACUUAAAGAACAGCAAAGAAACACUGUGGGUAUACCAAGGACAAAUUGUACACAUAGAAUGUUGCAAAAGAUCUUGGAGCUGUAGGACUGGGAAAAGUGGUGGUGGUGAAGUUUGGAGCUGGGCUUAAAGAAGCAAGCUUGAGAUUUGGAGCCUAGUAAAUGGAAAGAUGGUUGUGGGAGGAACAUUUACCAUGGAGAAGAGAAGGCUGGGAGGGGUAGUAGUGGAAUGGGACAUGAUAACAGUCUUCAAGUAUUUGGGGGGCUAUCUUGUGGAAGAAGUAUCAGACUUGUUCUGCCUGGCCUCAGAGGGCAGAAUUAAGUAAUGUUUGGAAAUCGAGAAGGCAGAUUUUGACUUUUGACAAUUUUCUUUUUUUUUUUUUGUCUUUGACUGAUACAUUUAUUAGAACAGUUAUAAACUCUUACAUGGUUUUACAUAAUA
This is a messenger RNA of Phascolarctos cinereus (koala), 2959 nucleotides long. RefSeq names its product UTP6 small subunit processome component (gene UTP6). Gene Ontology annotation, biological process: maturation of SSU-rRNA from tricistronic rRNA transcript (SSU-rRNA, 5.8S rRNA, LSU-rRNA). Lineage: Eukaryota; Metazoa; Chordata; Mammalia; Diprotodontia; Phascolarctidae. Gene Ontology annotation, molecular function: snoRNA binding; protein binding. The record is from RefSeq and is a predicted model, not a curated record. Gene Ontology annotation, cellular component: Pwp2p-containing subcomplex of 90S preribosome; small-subunit processome.